Molecule: messenger RNA, 1573 nt
Organism: Drosophila suzukii
Lineage: Eukaryota; Metazoa; Arthropoda; Insecta; Diptera; Drosophilidae
Product: trans-1,2-dihydrobenzene-1,2-diol dehydrogenase
Molecular function (GO): nucleotide binding
Source: RefSeq, a predicted model, not a curated record
AAAAUUGUUCUUAUUUUUAGCAAUAACUCGAUAUUUUAAAAUUUAUCAUAUAAAUAGAUAACCAUGUUCAAGCUAAUUAUUAUGUGUCUAAAAUCACGAUCGAACAAAUCAGGCGUUAGAUGCUAUCAAAAUCGUCCAUCAUCCAUAUCCAGGUCAGACGGCAGGCGGAGCAGAUUUGGAUUCGUUGGCGGCGAUAUUGGCGACCAAAACAUGUGGCGAUCCCGCCCCCGGCAGAUUCACAUCAAUCGGUUUCCUCCCUCCUCCAAGGUCGACUUAAGGGCUGCGGUACCAAAAGCGGUACAAGGUUCAAAGGGUGAGUGGGCGGUGGAUGAGGGACCAACGUUGCGGUGGGGAAUCGCUCCGGUUAGCCUGAUGGCGGAUGACUUUGCCGCGGCGCUGAGUGUCCUGCCGGAGCAGCAUCACCGCAUCGUGUCCUGCGUGGCCGCCUACCAGUCGCACGCCCUCGCCUUCGCCGAACGCCACCAUGUGGAGAACGUGUACACCAGCUUCGAGGAUCUGGCCAAGUGCCCGAAUGUGGAUGUUGUUUACAUUUCGCCCUUAAAUCCACAACAUUCUGAGCUGUGUCAUCUAAUGCUGAACCACGACAAGCAUGUCCUUUGUGAAAAACCACUGUGCAUGACGGAGGAGCAGGUGACCAAGUUGCUGGAAAAAGCACGGGCGCGGGGUCUCUUCCUCAUGGAAGGAAUGUGGCCAAGAUGCGUGCCCGCCUAUCAUUACCUGCGUCAUCAAAUCCUGCGGAACCGGCUGGGUGAACUGCAGAAUGUCCGUUGCAGUCUUGGUCUGCCCGUUUCUCAAGGGAGACUGGGACUAUACGGCGGAGUCACAAGCGAUUUCGGGGUCUACGGAAUGCAGUUGGCCUUGUGGGUGUUUCGGGAGGUGCCGCGUAGCCUCAAGGUCAGCGGAAGGGUCAACUCGGAGCACGUGGACGUGGCGGCAGACAUCGAACUGUGUUUCACCCGAGGUAAGAGGGCCUUCAUCGAGGUCAGUGCGGAAAAGAAGCUUAGCAACCAGGCGAUUAUACAGGGCAAGAAUGGGACCAUUAAAAUGAACAACUAUUGGUGUCCCACGCGUCUGAUUACCGAAGAGGUGGACUUCGAGUUUCCGCUGCCAGGGGGCGAUCAGAUGCCCCCCACCCACUACCACAAUCGACUAGGGAUGUGCUACGAGGCCGAGGAGGUGAGGAACUGCAUCCUGAAGGGCAGCAAUGAGAGCGAUGAUUUUAGCCACAACGAAAGCCUCCUGCUGGCCAAUCUAAUGGACACCAUUCAUGCCGAACUGGGAGUUGGGGAAUUUGCCGAUCGCAAACAAAUUCCCGAUCUACAGCGACAGAUCGAGAAGGUCCAGGAUAUAGUCGAGGAUCCCGAGGAACUGGCCAGCGAGACCUGUCGGGUAGUGCAGGAUGUGAGCAGCGCUGGAACCCUGGAAACCAAGCAGCAGGAGGAAGAAGCGCCGCCCAGGUCCAAGGCAAUAGAUGCCCCCUAGAAUUUGAAGAUACAUAUGUGAAACAGAACGUAACCGGAUAUUAGGAUAACAUAUGCUUUUAAAUAAAAUC